AUGUCUUCCCUUUCUUCUUCAGAAGGAAUUGCUCGAAUCGAUGAGGAUGUUGCAGUCAAAAUCGCAACAGCCGUUGGAAAUCAAGUUAUCCAAGAUGCUAAAGAAGCUACCGAAAGUGAAAUCUCGAUGGGUUUCAUGGAAGCGAUUCGAACAUAUCCGUUAGCAGUUCUUUAUUCGGUUGGUAUUUCAAUGGCAAUCGUUAUGGAAAGUUACGAUACGAUGUUGCUUGGCAACUUUUUUGCACAACCCGCCUUUCAAAAAAAGUUUGGUAUUUGUGCAUCGAAUGGAAAAUGUCAAGUAGCUGCAUCAUGGCAGAGUGGACUAUCCGAUGGUGCCCAAGUAGGUUCGAUAAUUGGUUUACUCUCUGUAGGAUGGCUAACGGAUAAAUGGGGUUACCGAAAGACCAUGAUCUACAGUCUUAUUUGCAUGGCAGCAUUCAACUUUAUUGUUUUUUUCGCUGACAAUCUCGUUACACUUCUUAUUGGAAAUAUCUUGAUGGGCCUACCCUGGGGAGUGUAUCAAAGUUUGGCGGUUUCUUAUGCAGCCGAUGUAUGCCCAGUAGCAUUACGUCCAAUAUUGACGAGUUACGUAAACUUUUGUUGGGGCGCUGGUCAUCUUAUUGCUGCUGGCGUGCUCAGAUCAACGGUAGAACGUAAAGAUGAAUGGGCAUGGCGUAUUCCUUAUGCUAUCCAAUGGAUUUGGCCUCCUUUGGUUCUGGUGAUAGCACUUCUCUGUCCAGAAUCACCUUGGUUCUUGGUAAGAAAAGGUCGUAUUGCUGAAGCAGAAGUGGCUGUGUAUCGUUUACAAGGUGUCAACGGUACAAAAGAGCAAGCCAAAAAAACCGUUGCAAUGCUGAUGCAUACAAAUGAAUUGGAAAUUGCUGCUACAGAAGGGGCAACGUACCUGGAUUGCUUCAAAAAUACUGCGGCAAGGAGAACUGAAAUCGCAGUAAUGGUUUGGCUUGCUCAGCAGUUUACUGGUUGGGUUCUAGCUCGUUAUGCUACAUACUAUCUAGUCACCGCUGGUGUACCUGCAACGCACGCUUUCGAUCUUAAUAUCGGUAAUCAAGCAAUUCAAAUUAUUGGAACGAUGUCUGCUUGGUUCACAAUGAUGUGGUUUGGCAGGAGAGCACUUUAUUUGGUGGGCGAAAUCUUAAUGUGGUUCAAUCUUUUAGCCGUUGGGAUCGUUUAUUGCCUUGGUGUAACACCCUACGCAACCGGCGGUUUAUUGUUAUUGUUGGUCUUAAUAUACAGCUGUACGAUUGGACCUUGCUGUUACACUCUCGUAGCGGAAAUUGGAUCAACUCGACUGCGUGCGAAAACUGUUGGAAUUGCUAGAAUCGGGUACAAUGUUGCGGGAAUCGUUAUUGCUUCAGUAUCGCCAUAUAUGCUCAAUCCGAAAGCCUGGAAUUUAGGCGGCAAAAGCGCAUUUAUCUGGAUGUUCACUGGACUGAUUGUGAUUAUCUGGACCUUCUUUAGGCUACCAGAAACGAAGAAUCGAUCCUAUUCCGAAUUGGAUGUUCUAUUCAACAAUAAAGUACCCGCGCGCAAAUUCAAGACUACCAAAGUGAAUCAAUUCGGUCAGGAGAAUAGCUCAGAAGAUACUGAAGAGAAAUUAAAGCAUGCUGUGAUUGAUGGAGAGGCAGUGAUUCCCACAUUGAUGGCAUAG
This is a messenger RNA of Meira miltonrushii, 1668 nucleotides long. RefSeq names its product sugar transporter. The transcript has a single exon. Gene Ontology annotation, biological process: carbohydrate transport; transmembrane transport. NCBI's taxonomy places the organism in Eukaryota, Fungi, Basidiomycota, Exobasidiomycetes, Exobasidiales, Brachybasidiaceae. Gene Ontology annotation, cellular component: membrane. The record is from RefSeq and is a predicted model, not a curated record. Gene Ontology annotation, molecular function: carbohydrate:proton symporter activity. The coding region runs from base 1 to 1668 and encodes 555 amino acids.